AUGACGGAUGUUCAGAUUGACGCCAACUUGUUUUACAAGAGGUUGGCCAUAUUGCAGAAAACACUAGAGGAUGAGUCAAUCCCACAAGGAUUGGUCAUUGUUGGUGCUCGUAAUGACGACAACACGUACAAGAAAUCAACGGUUUUACAGAAUUGGCUAUUAGGGUACGAAUUUGUUCACACAGCAAUUUAUGUGUCGCCCACAAGAUGCAUUUUCAUUACGUCGGAAGGAAAAGCAAAGUACUUGAAAGGUUUGACCAAUAAGCCAGACACUGUUGAAUUGUGGACUAGAACCAAAGAUCCAGAGAGAAAUAAACAGUUGUUUGUCGAUUUGAUCACUGACAUGAAGAAGGUUAGUGAUGAAUAUGGCACUGUUUUGAAGGACAAGUAUGAAGGCAAAUUUGUUGAGGAAUGGACUGACGCAAGUAAAGAGUCCGGGUUCAGAGUAGUUGAUUUGGCAUUGACAUUAUCCAAAGCAAUGGAGAUCAAGGAUUCGGAAGAGUUUGAAAAUACUAAAAUUGCUUCCAAUGCUAGUGUGGCUAUGAUGGACACAUUUGUUAAUGACAUGACUGCUAUUGUUGAUGAAGACAAAAGAGUGACAAACUCUCAAUUGACCGAUCAAAUUGAGGACAAAAUCGAUAACAACAAAUGGUACUUGCGGUCCAAAUUGGGUAAAAGUUUACUUCAACCGAUAAAAGGUUUCGAUCCCGAGUUUUUGGAAUGGUGUUACUCACCAAUCAUUCAAAGUGGCAGUGAAUUUGACUUAAAGCCAAGUGCGGUUUCUAAUGAGAAGGUGUUGGUUGGUGACGGUGUCAUCUUGUCCUCGAUUGGUUUGAGGUACAAAUCAUAUUGUGCCAACGUUGGAAGGACAUUUCUAAUUGAUCCAUCGAAAGAGAUGGAAAACAAUUACAACUUUUUGUUGAAAUUGCAACAAUAUGUCACCACUGAAUUGUUAAAGAGUGAUGUCAAGGCAAGUAAGGUGUAUCAAGAUACUUUGGAGUACAUCAAAAAGGAAAGACCAGAUUUAGUAGACAAAUUCCCCAAGAACUGUGGUUGGUUGAUUGGAAUUGAAUUCAGAGACUCUACUUUUAUCUUGAAUGCUAAAUCGGAAAGAGUCUUGACUGAUGGCCAAAUAAUAUCCCUAACUCUUGGAUUCCAAAACUUGCCAAACAAGGACAAGACAUAUUCCAUUCUUUUGACAGAUACGUUCAAAAUCAGUGUCGAUAAGCCCAUUUUGUUGACAAAUUAUCCCAAAGCACAGCUGGAGGUGUCAUUUUAUUUUAAUGAUGAAGACGAAGUGAAGAAGAGCUUUAAACCUGAGAGAAAACCAGCUGAGAAUCUUGAUGGAUCACAUAAAACAAGACACCAAAAUGUCAAUGAGGAUGACAAGAAUGCUGAAAAGAUUAGACAAGAAACGCAAUUGAAGUUGCAUGAAAAGAGGACUGAAGAAGGGUUGGCAAGAUUCUCCAAGGCUGAUGCCACUGAUGCAUCAGACUACAAGCCAAUAUUCAAGAAAUAUGAAUCAUAUGUACGUGAGUCCCAGAUCCCAAGCAGUGUCGCAGAUUUGAAGAUACACAUUGAUUACAAGAACCAAACAAUCAUCUUGCCAAUCUCAGGAAGACCGGUGCCAUUCCACAUCAAUGCUUACAAGAGUGGGUCCCAAAAUGAAGAGGGAGACUAUACUUAUCUUAGAUUAAACUUUAAUUCUCCUGGAGCUGGAGGUAACGUCACCAGGAAAGCAGAAUUACCGUAUGAAGACUCGCCUGAUAAUACAUUCUUGAGAUCCAUCACUGUCAGAUCUAAAGAUCGUGAUCGUAUGGUUGAUGUUUUCAAAGCAAUUCAAGAUUUGAAGAAGGACUCGGUAAAGAGAGAGCAAGAGAAGAAACAAAUGGCUGAUGUUGUUACUCAAGCAAAUCUUGUUGAAUUGAAAGGGUCGAGAGUGAAGAAGUUGGAGAAUGUGUUUGUGAGACCUACGCCUGAGACGAAAAAAGUGGGUGGUGUGUUGCAAAUCCACGAGAAUGGGUUGCGUUAUCAAUCCAGUUUCAAAAUGGAUCAAAAGAUUGAUGUUUUGUUUUCCAACGUGAAAAACUUAUUUUUCCAACCAUGUAAAGAUGAAUUGAUUGUUCUUAUACAUUGUCAUUUGAAAAAUCCAAUUAUGAUUGGUAAGAGGAAAACAUUUGAUGUCCAGUUCUAUCGUGAGGCUAGUGAUAUGGCGUUUGAUGAGACUGGAGGCAGGAAGAGAAAGUAUAGAUAUGGGGAUGAAGAUGAAUUGCAACAAGAGCAAGAGGAGAGAAGAAGAAAAGCAUUGUUGGAUAGAGAAUUUAAGCAAUUUGCUGAGCUUAUUGCUGAUAGUUCAAAUGGGCUUGUUGAUUUAGAUAUACCAUUUAGAGAAUUGGGUUUCCAAGGUGUACCAUUCAGGUCGUCGGUUUUGUGUAUCCCAACAAGAGAUUGUCUUGUGCAGUUGAUUGAUCCACCAUAUUUGGUUGUGGCCUUGGAAGAAGUUGAAAUUGCCCAUUUGGAAAGAGUUCAAUUUGGACUCAAAAACUUUGAUUUGGUAUUUGUGUUUAAAGAUUUCGCCAAACCGGUUGUUCAUAUCAACACCAUCCCCAUGGAAACACUUGAGGAUGUCAAGAACUGGUUAACUGACGUUGACAUUCCAAUCAGUGAAGGUCAAAUGAAUUUGAAUUGGGCUCAAAUUAUGAAGACAGUUCAGGCUGAUCCUUAUCAAUUCUUUUUAGAUGGUGGAUGGUCAUUCUUGACUGGUACUGGGGAAUCGGACGAAAGUGAAGAAGAUGAACAAGAAAGUGAAUUUGAAGCUAGCGACGAAGAUCCGCAAGAUGAAAGUGACGUAAGUGAAGAGUAUGGUAGUGAAGAAGAAAGUGAUUUUUCAGGAAGCGGAAGCGGAAGUGGAAGUGAAGCUGAGAGCGAAGAGAGUGGUGAGGAUUGGGAUGAAAUGGAGAGAAAAGCUGCCAAAGCCGAUCGACAAUCAGCAUUUGACUGA
Messenger RNA from Lodderomyces theae, 3000 nucleotides. RefSeq names its product chromatin-remodeling protein (gene CDC68). Lineage: Eukaryota; Fungi; Ascomycota; Pichiomycetes; Serinales; Debaryomycetaceae. The coding region runs from base 1 to 3000 and encodes 999 amino acids. The transcript has a single exon. Gene Ontology annotation, biological process: positive regulation of transcription elongation by RNA polymerase II; transcription elongation by RNA polymerase II. The record is from RefSeq and is a predicted model, not a curated record. Gene Ontology annotation, molecular function: nucleosome binding. Gene Ontology annotation, cellular component: FACT complex.